Etheostoma cragini (Arkansas darter) is the source of this 1569-nucleotide messenger RNA. RefSeq lists its product as uncharacterized. The record is from RefSeq and is a predicted model, not a curated record. Bases 189 to 1145 code for a protein of 318 amino acids. NCBI's taxonomy places the organism in Eukaryota, Metazoa, Chordata, Actinopteri, Perciformes, Percidae. The transcript has 2 exons.
AGCGAGAACGAAGGGAUGUCAGCUCUUUGUUCUUUGUUGGCACCAACCCUUCUACCACCGUGAAGGAGCACCGGCAAAAGGGUGAGGGCCCUUUGUCUUGUGCUGAAAACAAGGCCUCUACCACCAAACACCAACUACUAAGGGCUGUGAGAUUUUUCUCUUCUGAUGAAGUCAAGUCUUUUACUCCGAUGCGGAAAAAAGCAUGGAGGAGUGAGAGCUCUUUGUCUUUAUCUUCUGAAGACGACCAGCCUUCUACCACGAGGAGGGAGCAAGAUAAAAGGGCUGAGAGCCCUUCUUCUUCUGAUGAAGUCGAGCCUUUUGCUCCAAUGCGGCUUCAGGCAUGGAGGAGUGAGAGGUCUUUGUCUUUAUCUUCUGAAGACGACCAGCCUAUUACCACGAGGAGGCAGCAAGAUAAAAGGGCUGAGAGCCCUUCUUUGUCUUCUGAAGAAGACGAGCCCUCUAAUACAAGAAGGCAGCAACAACAAAGUCCUGUGUCCUUCAUAGAGAUAAACCUUUCUACAACCUUGGGUCAGGAUGAACAAAGUGGUGGCAGCCCUUCUUCUUCUGAUGAAGUCAAGCCUUUUGCUCCUAUGUGGCUUCGGGCAUGGAGGAGUGAGAGCUCUUCGUCUUCAUCUUCUGAAGAAGACGAGCCGGCUAAUAGCUUUUUAUCCAUCCAUCUGAGUGCAAGAGGGAACUUAUGGGAUGCACGACAAAAUGAAGAAACAGAAAGAGUAAAAACCGAAAGAGAGAUACGUGAAAAGAUCAAGAACAAGAACCAGGAGGAGGAGAGGAAAACUUUUGGUCUGCUUUCAAGGAUUUACAUUUGGUGGCUCAACCGCAAGAUAGACCUCAUUGCUAGAGAAAUCCAGUCAACCGUCGUGGAUGAGCGCAACCUCCUGCGUCACGGUCACCUCAGUGAGUCAAAGAAAAUGGCAGAAAAAGAACGACUGCUUGACCGAAGGAUGAAGCUGGUUGUGUACAAACGCAGACAAGAAUUUAAGGUGGAGAGGGAAGUGAGUAUGCAAAGACUGAAGGUAAAGAGGACAGAAGAAAAGGUUUUGAAGAUGGAGAGCAUCUCAGAUUUAUGCGAUAACCCAGAAAGGCCAACGCCAGACAGGUGUAGACUUAAUUUAUAUAGCGUUUAAGAGAAAAGUAGAGCAAUCAGAAAAAUGGCACCAAAUAGAAAGAGAUUUGCAAACACUGAAGUAAAGAAAAGUUAAAAAUGAUAUUAAAACAUUUGCAACCACCAUCAAAUAUCCUCCCAACCACCUGAUAACACCCUAGAGGCUUUAAUUCAAUUACAAAAUGAUUAGCCCCCCUUAUGAAAUUAUACAAAUCUCUUGAUUUCUCCAUGGAAAUGACCAUUAACAUCAAGUAUUUAUAGUCUAUUUGUUUUCAACAUAACGAAGACAAAAUGUCCACUAAGUUUGAUUUGGAUAUUUUAUUGAGUUAAAAUAAGAAAGUGCAAAAAUGAGACAUCCACAAUGAUUACCCCCCAGGCCAUUAUUAUAUAAUAUUAAAGGCCUGGGGGCUAAUAUUAUAUUAAUAGUGUACCCUUUCUGAGCCAUA